GCCGCCAUCUUGGCGGGCGCACAGCGCUAGCGCGCCCCCUGGCGGCGGGAGGCCGCGCAGCCCUCCUGGCGCAGCGGUGGCACGGCUGAGCUCUCCUCCGCACGCGGCGCUCAGCCGGCUGGCAGCAGCUGGACGCCGCCCGUCGCUGUCCGGGUAAGCACGGGGAAACUCGUGGUGCGAGAUUAGAGGCGGUUUAGUCGGUAAAGCAAAACUUGCGCACACGCAUACACCCGUGCGAAGCAAAUUGAGGAACGGUUCCGCUGCCUCCCAUCGGCAAGGAGGUGUUCAUCCCAUGUGUUGCGGCAGGCAAAUGCUCGAGGAGCGGGCAGCGUUCCCUUGGGCGGUUGCAAUGCUCUGCUGUCAGCUGCAGUGGUAGUAGAGGAACCCUCCGAGCGAUCCUGCUGCUACAGCUGUGUGAUGUGAGGAGCAGCCGUCUGCGGAGGGAGUUAUGGCACAAGGUGAUACAGCUUGCCGAGGUGAGGAUCUGUACCCCUUUAAAAGCCAUGUGCAUUGGGCAGAUCUGCCUCUGAAUUGUCAUUUAGUAGUAAGAUUUCUCCCUGUCAUGAAAACUAUCUCCCCAAGAAAGACUGGGAGCUGUUGGAGAGGGUCCAGAGGAGGGCCACAAAGAUAUCAGAAGGCUGCAGCACCUCCCCUGCAAAGACAGGCUGAAGGAGAUGGGCUUGUUCUGCCCGGAGAAGAGAAGGCUGCGAAGUGACCUCAUUGCAGCCUUCCAGGACCUAAAGGGAGCCUACAGACAGGAGGGGAGGCAACUCUUUGAAAGGGUAGAUGACAGCAGGACAAGGGGAAAGGGUUUUAAGUUGAAGGAGGGAAGAUGUAGGUUGGAUGUCAGGGAGAAGUUCUUUGCAGAGACAGUGGUGGGGUGCUGGAACAGCUGCCCAGAGAGGCUGUGGAUGUCCCAUCCAUCCCUGGAGGUGUUCAAGGCCAGGUUGGAUGUGCCCUGGUCUAGUGUUAAAUAUGGAGGUUGGUGGCCCUGUCUGCAGUAGGGGGGUUGGAGCUUCAUGACCCUUGAGGUCCCUUCCAACCCAAUCAUUCUGUUAAUGAUUAAUGCAAGCAUCUGUGCUGCCUUCUCUCCAUUAGAGGGGAAAAAAGAAAAUUGCUUGUACAUGCCUAAAAAGAGAAGUUAGAAUUACCCAGGGAACAACUGUGCCAAUUUCUGUUAUUGAAUAAUUUCUGCAAAGCUGUUUGGCAGCAACUGGAACAAAGCUUUCCAACAGGCACACCUUCAUUUAAACAUAUCUAAAAGAAAGCGUAUUUUGUAUACCUGCAAACAUCUUUUCCCUUCUCUUAACUCUCCUGAGCAGCUGCUUUUGGUCUUCUACUGCAGAAGAGUGUUCCAAUUCUUUACCUGGAGAGAUAAAAGGGUUGGGUUGUGUUGGGAUUUUUUUUUUUUUUGGCUUGGGGGUUUGGUUUUUUGUCCUUAUUUUUGUUUACUGUUUAAAAAAAAGAAAAGAAAAGAGAAAGAAAUCAUAGAAUGGCCUGGGAAAUAUGGGAAGCAGAUUGCUGCUCAGUGCUGAGGGCACUCUCAUUCCCAGUAAGGCUUGUUAACACCUCUGCUUCUGAAGUUUCUGUUCUCUGAAGCAGAGACAACGGCCCAUUCUUACUGCUCGCCAAACAGAUUUGCAGAGAGGAGUGUUACAGAUGGGCUGAGGUUUUGGCAUUCUGUUUGAGGAGAUGUUCUUUGUGCUGAAGCCAGUGUAGCAUUUGUGAGAGAUUUUGUCCAUGAAGAACACCAAUGUUUGGUCCUAUUCCAGUGGAGACAGGGAGGCACCCUUUGACUUUUCAGUAAUGCCUUAGAGAAAUGCUGUGAUGCAGCUCUUUGAUUGGCCAUGCACAUCCUGCACAUUCAGACAAGAUACCACAGCUCCCACGGGGUGUGCUUUACUCACUGGGUUCUCCAAAGCAUCCUUCCUUAGGCAUCUGCCAAGUGAGAAUCUUCUCCAGCCAUCUGAGUUUGUAGAAGUCAGAGAAACCAGACAUGCCACAGAGCAUAACUAGGGAAAACAAGAUGCAAAAACACAGCCUUUUAAUUUUUUUCUUAUUGCUUUAUAUGCUCCCCAGCAGGAAACAUGCUCAUAAAGCUUGCCCAAAGUCGUGCCACACUAAUGCCAAAAAUCAUAGAAUCAUAGGAUGGCCUGAGUUGAAAAGGACCACAAUGAGCAUUGUGUUCCAACCCCCUGCUAUGUGCAGGGUCACCAACCAGCAGACCAGGCUGCCCAGAGCCACAACCAGCCUGGCCUUGAAUGCCUCCAGGGAUGGGGCAUCCACAGCCUCCUUGGGCAACCUGUUCAGUGCGUCAUCAAUUCCGGAUUUGGAAAUGAUGCCCCUUACACUAUAGUUACUGUACCUAUACUAGACCACAAGCUUUACUUAACUAAGGAUCUUAAGUUUUAGAUUAGGAUUUAGCUUGUAAAAUUCAAGAUAGAUACACGUUGAAGUUUUAGACAUUAUAUAGCUGAUUAUUGUAGCAAAUCUCUCCUUUUUUUGUUAGGUGAUUCAUUACUACUGAAGAGAUACCUUAGCUUUCAUGAUUUUAAUGGUGGUGGUAGGCGGACAAUUGGACUGGAUGAUCUUGGAGGUCUUUUCCAACCUUGGUGAUUCUAUGAUUCCACAGCUUACCAUAUUCUUGGUUGACUGAGAACAUGUUACGUACUGUUUUCCAUGAAAAGGUCUCGAGAAGAAAUGUUGAAUCCAUUGUGUUCAAUCUCCAAGUUUAUUUUCAUCAUGCUAGCACAGAACAUAUUCUUGUAAUCCUGGGUCUUUAGGAACAGAUGAUCAGAGCAUCCUUUCUGGAUACAGAAAAAAAAACCUUAAGUUCUUGUUUGUUUGGUAUUUUUUCCACCAUUCCAUUCUGGAAUAGGGAAGAGAGGAUCUAAGAGCUAUGAAUUGCAAUUGAUGAUCUUACAUAGGAUUUAAAUCUUUUGUGAGAAGUCAAAUCUUGUUAUUUUAUAGCAGGAUGCAUUUUCACAGACCACAGACUCCCCACAAUAUAAUUGGUCUCUGUUAACGAACGUUGGGUGGAUGGAAAAGACUAUCAGUAUGUGGUACCUACACAGCAAGCAGGGCCCAUCACUGCCAACCUGUUUCAAGACCAACAAGACUUGCUUGGUUAUCUCCCCGUGCUGUUGUCGCAGUGGACACAGAUACUACAUGGUGCCUAUGAUCUUGUGAGCUGCACUUGUGACAAUGCAGGACUUGCCGUUCUCUUUCCUGUUGAAGAACAGCAACGUAGAUAAAGAGUCUGAUACAGGGAGCCCUAUUCACCCUCCUGCACAGGAGAAAGUAACCCUCAUUUUCUACUUCUCAGUGUAAAUACUAACAGACAAUAGAAAAAUCUCGUGAAGCAGUGGCAGUCAGAAAGGAUGUGCUGAUACUACUGAAACUUACCACGUUCCUAGCAAGUACGUAAAGCAUGCAUCACGCAUUUUUUCUGUGAAACAGUUGGUACUACCAAAUGAGGAAUAGGCCAUCAGGGGAUCGGUCUGGUUCCAUGAAUGGGGAAAGAUCCAAAAAUGUGGUCCUAAAAUUGGUGCAAAUUCUGAAAGCAAAUCAUAGAAGAAAGCCUUUAAUUUAUGGUAUAGUCAAGGGAGAUCUCAGCUCCUGUCUGCUUUCUUAUGUCUGUCUAUACCCGAAGGUACUCCUGCAUGUGUGUGGAUGUUGCCUUUCUGUGGCCUUCAGAACUAAACAUCCCUGCUGAGCAUUCUCAUCCUUAGUCCUUUCCCCCAGGCCACCCCAAGAAUCAGCAGAUUGAUAACUUCCAAGAAUUCGGAUUUGUGCUGCCAUGUUCCAGAUGCUCACUAGCCUUUCUUUUCUGGGUGAUCUCAGGAUAGAUACCAGAUUCUAAGUAAGCUGUUUCUUUUCAUUAACUUCAGCAUCUGUGCUGUUUCAUAGGUUGUUGCGUAGAGGCAGUCACUGCAAUACAAAUACCUUGAGCCUGAGCAAGAACUAUAUUUUCUUUAGCACCAAAGCUAGUCAUUAUUUUUACCUUUGAAAUAUUCGGGGUCAUUCUGCACUAGGGAAUGUGUUGCUUUUUCAAGGAGAGAAGACAACUUCUUUAUCAUGCUUUCAACUUGUGCGCGCUGAGCAAGUAAUUCGUGUUCCAAAGGCCAUUUUUCUAGGGCUCCUUUCAAAUAGCCUGCAGAAAUACAACCCAUUUUGUAUACUACCAUAAGGUCUCAGCCCACUCUUUUAUUUUUUCCCUCCUCCUUUUUAUAAUAGGGAGUUUUGCAGCCUCCUCCUAGUGACCCCCACCACCAUUUCUGAAAAUGGGAUUUAACAUAGAACCAAAUCGAGUAAUCCAGUAUUUUAGAACAUAUAAUACUGAAGUCUUGUCUGCUCUGGCUUGGUUAGCAGGUACCUUACUGCAGAGCAUUAUGCUACUGCAGUUAGAAGCCAAGCUAGUACUUGAUACAAUAUGAUCUGAUAUGAAGGAAGAAACGAAAGCUAUGAAAUAAAGUUAGUGUGAUCCCUGUAAGAGAGCAUGUUAUGAUGUUGCAGAGGUGGUCAGACAUCCCUGUAACCGCCUUUUUUACUUCCUUUAAAGAAUGGAUGCCAAUCCAGUGAUGCUCCAAUGAUGUUCAAUUGAAUUGAGAAGCUUCUGAGACAGAUGGAACUGUUCAGCCCAGAGAAAGCAAGAGUUGGGGUUGGAAAUCUCUGCAAUGUGUGCAGUUAUCUGAAGGGAGAGUGUGCAGAGGGUGAAGGCAGGCUCUUUUCCCUGGAGCCCAGUAACAGAACAAGAUGCUAAAGGUACAAACUGAAACACAGGAGAUUCUGUCUGAGCACAAGGAAACACUUUUGCAUUGUGAGUGUGACCAAGCCCAGGAGCAAGGUGCCCAGAGAGGUUGUGGAGUCUCUGUCCUCGGAGAUACUCAGAAAGCCCAGGGCAUAUUCCUGGGUUGCCUGCUGUAGGUGGCCGUGCUUGAGCAGAGGUUUGAGCCAGGUCACCUCUAGAGCUUCCUUCCAACCUCAGCUAUCCUGUGAUUCUGUGCAAUGGAUAGCAUCCAUAUGGGAAAAAAACAGAAGAGGAUUUCUCGAAUGCCACCAAAACCCCUCUGAAUUGCCCAAGAGAUCCCAGACACUUCUAUAGGCAAGGACUGUUUAAUUAGAUGCAGGAUGACCGCUGCUCUUUUUGUGUUUGCUUCUGUGAGUUUGGCAGACUGUUUGCAGUGCAUUUGCAGAGCAUUCUGUUAGUCCUCCAAUUUCUGCAGCUGGCUGGCUGUGUGUGUUUGCACUCCGAGUUUACAUGAGCGAUAUCAAGUUACUACCUUUACUGUCUUGUUUGUGAAGAAUAUCUAACCUGAAGAACGGAUCUUGACCCCUUCCUGAGGUGACAAAGUAGCCACGUAUUCAGGUUACCACCUACUCUCAAGUUCCUUUGGUACAUGGGAAGAGGCGGAUGUGGCUUAGGGAGUGCUAAUGUCCCUCUGCCCUCUCUGCUGCACCUGUGUUUCUGUUAAGGCAGGUGCUGAAGAAGGGGGUUGCUGAGAACACCAUCAAGCUCUGAUUCCAAACUGGGGAAGGGCCCCUUUGUGAUAACCCAAUCCAGAGAUAACCCAAAUGAGUCGUCUUAAAAACAAGAACCAAGGUUUCUCUCUUCUAAGACAUAACUGCGAUGCAAAGAACAGCUGGAUCACUACUCCUGUCAUUGCUUUUAGGAGCUGACUCUAAAACAUGAUAGAAAUUAAUGCAGAAGUUUAUAGAUAGAUACAUAUUGUGCUACUAGCAGUCAAGUCUGCUUAAUGUAAAGAGUAAAGUCAAGAAAGCUGGUAUCUCGAACAUGCCAUUCUGAGUCGCAAUACCUUGCAAAACACGGAAUCCCAGCACUGCAUCUAGAUUGAUGUCCUGGUACCGGUUCUCCAUGAAGACAGUCACUUUCUCAAGCACGGGAAUGAUGGAGCUCCUCACAUCAGGCUCAGUUUUCAAGCAGCUCGCCUCGCAGGCAGUGACCAGCAGCAAGAAGGGCAGAGACGCGGCCGCACCGCGACGUGCUGAGCAGCGGGGAGAUCCGCGUCGUGCCCCUCUCGGAGCUGCGGUGCUUGCGAGUUGGACCGAAGCUUUUCCAGUACGUUGUGAAAGUCGUUGCACAGACCGUGCAGUUACUGUACACAAUGCUGAGGAUGGAUCCGCCCUCCUAUGUUCUCCUUCAGAAUCCUCCAGGUUUGCCCAGCAUAGCUGUUGCCUGGGUUGCCUGUCUUUUCUGGAGAAGCAAGCUGAUAAUUGAUUGGCACAAUUAUGGAUACACUAUCAUGAGUCUGAAUCAUGGGAGGAAUCACCCUCUAGUGCUCAUUGCAAAAUGGUAUGAGAAGCUUUUUGGGCGUUUGUCUGACUAUAACCUGUGUGUCACUGAUGCCAUGAAGGAAGAUCUGUGGGUGAACUGCAACAUCAAGGCAGUAACACUGUAUGACAGGCCAGCUUCUUAUUUUAAGGAAACGCCAUUAGAACUUCAGCAUCAGUUGUACUUGAAACUUGCCAAAGACUAUGAGCCAUUUAAACCACAUACAGAGUCUGUCAGUUGGAAUGCUGAGAGGUCUGCCUUUACAGAAAGGGAUGAGAAGAGCGGGGAUGUGAUAAAAAGCAGAGGACGGCCAGCUCUUCUCAUCAGCAGCACCAGCUGGACGGAGGAUGAAGACUUUUCAGUCCUUCUGAAGGCGUUAGAAGAUUAUGAACAGUAUGUCAAUGAGGGAGUCAAGCUUCCAGCUUUAGUAUGUGUGAUAACAGGUAAAGGACCGCUAAAGGAGUACUACAAUGGACUGAUAAAGAAGCUACACUUUAAACAUAUCCAGAUCUGUACACCGUGGCUGGAAGCUGAGGAUUACCCAGUUUUGCUUGGCUCAGCAGACUUGGGUGUGUGUCUCCAUAAAUCAUCUAGUGGAUUGGAUUUACCUAUGAAGGUGGUAGAUAUGUUUGGCUGUUGCUUACCUGUGUGUGCAAUAUAUUUUGAAUGUUUACAUGAACUUGUGAAACACAAUGAAAAUGGGCUGAUAUUCAGGGAUUCACAUGAACUUGCAGAACAACUGAAGAUGCUUUUCUUGGGAUUUCCCACGCUGGAAGGCAAACUCCAAGAGUUCAGGAAAAACCUUCGUGCAUCCAAGCAGCUGAGCUGGGAUGAGAGUUGGGACCACACUGUUCUUCCUUUACUUAGCCAGACUGAAUGACUGCUGGGGGGUAUUGUAUCAAAAAAGCUACUGUCACAUGUAUGCACCUCCAGGACUGUCUUAAGUGGUAAAUAAACACUUGGCAUUGUUUACAACUUCAA
Molecule: messenger RNA, 7273 nt
Organism: Gallus gallus (chicken)
Lineage: Eukaryota; Metazoa; Chordata; Aves; Galliformes; Phasianidae
Gene: ALG1
Product: ALG1, chitobiosyldiphosphodolichol beta-mannosyltransferase
Exons: 14
Coding region: 6126-7172 (348 amino acids)
Cellular component (GO): endoplasmic reticulum
Molecular function (GO): mannosyltransferase activity
Source: RefSeq, a predicted model, not a curated record